AUGAGGGACAAAAUGUUUACCUGGAUCCAGCUGAAGAUAUGUGAUGGAAGGAGCUGCAGAUUCUGGACUGAUAACUGGUUCCCGAUGGGACGAGUUGCUGACUUCAUGCUACAGGGUAGGAACACACGCCUAGGUAUCAGGAAGGACGCUACACUUGCAAGCUUGUGUAGGGAGGGUCAAUGGCUUAUUCCUCAGGCUCGCUCAGAGAAUCAAGUUGCGGUUCUGGCAUUCCUAAUGAGUAUCAGUUUUACAGAAGAAGAAGACACCAAUGAGUGGGUGAUAGACGGUAAAUCAUCAACUACAUACUCAACUGGAUCGGUCUAUAAGAAACUAAAGGGAGAAACAAACACUUUACCAUGGACUAGGGCGGUCUGGAUUACUGGAGGAGUACCAAAGCACAGUUUCUUUGCUUGGCUUGUAACUCUGAAUCGUUGCCCAACACGUGAUAGGUUGCGAUCAUGGGGCCUCCAAUCAGAUUCAGUAUGUUUACUUUGUGGUGACGAUGAGGAAAGCAGAAGCCAUAUCUACUUUGAUUGCAUCUACUCUUGGGAAAUUUGGACAUCGCUGGCCAAUCGGUUUGAUCUAAUGGCUAGGAGGAACUGGAAUGAAAGCUUACAACAGAUGCAAUCCUUAGGGGGUGACAGAAUCAGGAAACGUCUGCUGCUUCUAUCUUGGCAAGCAGUCAUCUACUGGAUAUGGUCAGAGCGAAACUCCCGACUUCACCAUAACUCCUCUCGAUCUUCUGCGCUUCUGAUUACAUUCAUUGAGCGGCAAGUAAAAGAUAAAAUCUCUAGCUAUCGGGAUGGGAAUCCAGCACUCUCCUCUUCUCUUAUGCAAUCGUGGUUCCUUGCAUUUGAUCGAGUCUACUAA
Messenger RNA from Brassica napus (rape), 870 nucleotides. RefSeq lists its product as uncharacterized. Lineage: Eukaryota; Viridiplantae; Streptophyta; Magnoliopsida; Brassicales; Brassicaceae. The record is from RefSeq and is a predicted model, not a curated record. The transcript has a single exon. Bases 1 to 870 code for a protein of 289 amino acids.